GGGGAUAUGGGACGGUGGCUGGCUACGUUUCUCCGUUUCAGUGGAUAAUUGUCAGUGAGAGUGGAGCUUGGUUUCGCAUGUCAAUUCCUCUCAUUUGAAUCACAAUCGGAUAAACAGCGAUGAAAACAAAACCACUUAAUCAGUGCUAGAGAGCAAGCUGGCUUCGCUGCGGGAGAUGCGCGAACACAAUGGGAGACGUCGCACUCCGAUUGGAAUACAGUGGUGGCAAUAAUGUGUUUUCUAAAAUAAGGGGUGGACAGUCGAGGGUGAUAUUACAGCAAUAAUUUCACAAUUUCCCGGACCCUAAUGUCAGAGUGGUUUUGGAAUGAGUGGAUUACAUCACUCUGGGAAAAGUAUAUUUUGACAGGACGGUAGGAAUUUUGAUGGAAGCCUCGCAGCUCGUGAAGCCGGACAUGCGCUAAAUGAAGACGCUGUGCCUGUUUGUUUGCAGCUGAAAUCCACUAGGAAGCAAUUUACGACGCAGUAGUAAUCAGUGAAUUUAACAUCUGGAUAAGCGAAAAAAGUCAGUUCAAUAUUUCUUCACUGCAGAUAUUGGUAUGAAUAGGAAUAUUCCUUUCCAGUCAUUGCCAGUUAUAAUUCUACGUCUUCGGAGCGCCGGUGAACACCAUCUGUCUUCACAGAGUCGCGUCUGUCUCACUUGUGUAUUCAGCGUGUUUCAGUUCAUGCCUCUAAAGAAUGUACCUACUUGACGGUAACUACACUGACAGGAUGGAUCGAGGAACGCCACAAAGGAAAACCGUGUACCGGAUCUCUCUCACCUUGGUUAAAAAAGAAAGCUUGCAGGAUGGAAGCGCUUCGGCGCAGCGACGCAUCGAGAAUCCCAAAGUGGGCGCUUACCGUCGCGAGGGCUCCUCGGAGAUUCAGAGGAGUUGCUUGCUCGAGGAGUUGAGAGAGGUCGAUGAUGAAUCGGACGAUUUCUCCUCGCACAACAACAUGAGGAAUUUCAGAACGUUUAGCACUGGCCAGCUGGAACUGGGGAGACUCAAAUUGUCCAGGAAGGUGCAUCAUUUACACAAGGACUUAAAGGAAACGGCGACCAGCCCCGUGACAGGAGAUGGUAAGGGAACUUCGGAAAACAUUUCACCACAGAGCCAGAACGCGCAUGAUGGGGUAAGUGGGGCACAGGAAGGGUCCAGGGACACGGACAGGAUUCAGGGAGACACCCGCACCGAGAAGGACCCGACCUCGAAAGCGCCCGCCGCCAACGGCGAGAACGGCGGCGUCCACAAAAAGCAACGCCUCCUCAAGGCCAAGAGCACGGAAGAAAGGACCACGGAGGCGCCCGCCAACGGGGACGGGAGCGCCGCCGGGCCGCCCAAGAGCAACGGCAAGGCGCCCCCCCCGAGACCACCCCCCCCCCUGAAGAGACCCCCCAGCCUGCUGCGCCGCAGCUUCAGCUUCCGCCACUGGACGGGCGGCGAGCUGCUCCGCCUCCGCGCCCUCUCCAGGGACAAGCACCACAGCAGCUCCGGGUGCAUCGGCCGCGACGAGGCGGCCCGCGGAGGAGGAGGAGGGGCCGACGAGCCCGCCGACGCCGCCAUGGUCCUCCGGAACCCCAGCUACGGCGAGUCGGACCCGCCGGAGAGGAAGAGGAACACCCUGGAGGUGGGCGCCGUGUUGAACAGGGCCGACCCGGCGCUGGAGGAGGCGGGCCGGCGGGAGCGGGCCCGGGGCAAGAACCGCACGCUGGACAACAGUGACCUCCUGCAGCUGUCGGAGAAGAGCGUGGCGGAGAAGGAGGGCUUCCUGAGGGGGGCGGGCGGGCGCUCCAGCGGCCACGAGAGGCGCCUGGUGCGCUUCUUCAGCGGCAUCUUCUCCCGGAGGGACGGCGGCGGGGCCACGUCCACGCCGCUGGGCAGCCCCGGCAGCGCGCGGCCCCUCUGGAGGGGCCCCGGGAGGCGGGGCGGAGCGGCCGGCUCCCAGUCCAGCACGGAGAGCAUGAACGGGAGCCAGGCCGACGACGCCUUUGUGAACAGCCAGGAAUGGACCCUGAGUCGAUCUGUACCAGAACUUAAAGUGGGUAUUGUGGGUAACCUGGCCAGUGGGAAGUCAGCCCUGGUGCACAGGUACCUGACCGGGACCUACGUACAGGAGGAGUCACCUGAAGCCGACGUGGAUGCAGGGGGGCGCUUUAAGAAGGAGAUAGUUGUGGAUGGCCAGAGCCACCUGCUCCUCAUCAGAGAUGAAGGGGGCCCCCCGGAGGCCCAAUUUGCCCUGUGGGUGGACGCGGUCAUCUUUGUGUUCAGCCUGGAGGAUGAGAUCAGCUUCCAGACUGUGUACCACUACUACAGCCGCAUGGCCAACUACCGCAACACUGCAGAGGUUCCCCUGGUUCUGGUCGGAACACAAGACGCCAUCAGCUCGGCCAACCCCCGGGUCAUCGAUGACACGCGGGCGCGCAAGCUGUCCAACGACCUGAAGCGCUGCACCUACUACGAGACGUGCGCCACCUACGGCCUCAACGUGGAGCGAGUCUUCCAGGACGUGGCUCAGAAGGUUGUGGCGAGCAGGAAGAAGCAGCAGUUGUCUAUUGGUCCCUGCAAGUCCCUCCCCAACUCCCCCAGCCACUCCUCAGUGUGCUCCACACAGGUGUCUGCCGUGCACAUCAGCCAGACCAGUAACGGGGGAGGCAGCCUGAGUGACUACUCGUCGUCGGUGCCCUCCACCCCCAGCACCAGCCAGAAGGAGCUGCGCAUCGACGUGCCCCAGGCCACCAACACCCCCACGCCCGUCCGCAAGCAGUCCAAGCGCCGCUCCAACCUGUUCACCUCCCGGAAGGCCAGCGAGCCCGACAAGGACAAGAAAGGUCUGGAGGGCCGAGCAGACAGCAUUGGAAGCGGGCGCGCUAUCCCAAUUAAGCAGGGCAUGCUGUUGAAGAGGAGUGGCAAAUCCCUCAACAAGGAGUGGAAGAAAAAGUACGUCACGCUGUGUGACAACGGACUGCUCACCUACCACCCCAGCCUGCACGACUACAUGCAGAACGUGCAUGGGAAGGAGAUCGACCUGCUGAGGACCACGGUGAAGGUUCCGGGGAAGAGGCCCCCCAGGGCCGUGUCCACUUGUGCUGCCGUGCCCAGCCCCAAGACCAACGGCCUGGCCAAGGAGCUGAGCAGCAUGCAGCUGGGACAGGCCCCUGGUUCGGUGACCAGCAGCUCGUCGGCGUCCCAGAUGGCGAGCGGCAUCAGCCUGGUGUCCUUCAACAGCCGCGGUGACGGCAUGCACCAGCGCUCCUACUCCGUGUCCAGCGCCGACCAGUGGAGCGAGGCCACCGUCAUCGCCAACUCGGGCGUCAGCACCGACACAGGACUGGGGGACUCGGUGUGCUCCAGCCCCAGCAUCUCCAGCACCACCAGCCCCAAGAUGGACCCGCCCCCGUCGCCGCACGCCAACCGCAAGAAGCACCGCAGGAAGAAGAGCACCAGCAACUUCAAAGCCGACGGCCUCUCUGGUACUGCGGAAGAACAAGAGGAGAACUUUGAGUUCACCAUCGUGUCGCUCACGGGUCAGACGUGGCACUUCGAGGCCACGUCGUACGAGGAGCGAGACGCCUGGGUCCAGGCCGUCGAGAGCCAGAUCCUGGCCAGCCUGCAGUCCUGCGAGAGCAGCAAGAACAAGUCUCGUCUGACCAGCCAGACGGAGGCCCUGGCCCUCCAGUCUGUGAGGGCCCUGCGGGGGAACUCCCGCUGUGUCGACUGUGAGGCCCAGAACCCAGACUGGGCUAGUCUCAACCUGGGCGCUCUGAUCUGCAUCGAGUGCUCGGGGAUCCACAGGAACCUGGGCACCCACCUGUCCCGCGUGCGCUCCCUGGACCUGGACGAGUGGCCCCUGGAGCUCAUCAAGGUCAUGUCGGCCAUCGGCAACGAGCUGGCUAACAGCGUGUGGGAGGCCAACGCCCAGGGCGGCCUCAAGCCUGCUCCCGACGCCAGCAGGGAGGAGCGCGAGCGCUGGAUCCGGGCCAAAUACGAGCAGCGCGUGUUCCUGGCGUCGCUGGGGCCCUCGGAGCUGUCUCUGGGGCAGCAGCUGCUGCGGGCCACGGCGGAGGAGGACCUGCGCGCCGUGGUGCUCCUGCUGGCCCACGGCACCCGGGAGCAGGUGAACGAGACGUGCGGCGAGGGCGACGGGCGCACCGCCCUGCACCUGGCCUGCCGCAAGGGCAGCGUGGUCGUCACGCAGCUGCUCAUCUGGUACGGAGUGGACAUCAUGGCGCGGGACGCCCACGGCAACAGCGCGCUGGCGUACGCGAGGCAGGCCAGCAGCCAGGAGUGCGUGGACACGCUGCUGCAGUACGGCUGCCCCGACGAGCGCUUCCCCCUCAUGGCCACGCCCAACCUGUCGCGGCGCAACACCAACCGCAACAACAGCUGCAGCAGCACGGGCAGCGCCGCGCUGAUAUGACAGCGCCCCCCGCCCGCCCCCCUCCCCCGCCCCGGUACUGCACCCCCACAGUGCCUCCCCGGACGGAAAGACCUAGAAAAACACACACCGCCGUAGCCACGCGUGCUAGAAAAGGGAGGAGGGGGGGAAACCGCACGCCCUACUCCCUAAACGUGUGACUCGUUUCGAAAGUGAGACUUUGAAAGCCCGACGGUUUGGGAGACAUGGAUGAACAAUUUUGGGAACCACUACUUCUGCACUCCUGUUGUUAUACCUUUAGCUAGCCCCCCCCCCCCCUUACCUCUUGAACCCUGGACCUCCUCCUAAACCACUAGUCGCUCACACGCUCUUGUUGAAAUUGUAGAUGAUGGUAAUGACUCUUCAGUGGUAAUUCUCCCAUCCU
Osmerus eperlanus (European smelt) is the source of this 4798-nucleotide messenger RNA. RefSeq names its product arf-GAP with GTPase, ANK repeat and PH domain-containing protein 1-like. Lineage: Eukaryota; Metazoa; Chordata; Actinopteri; Osmeriformes; Osmeridae. Gene Ontology annotation, biological process: activation of GTPase activity. The record is from RefSeq and is a predicted model, not a curated record. Gene Ontology annotation, molecular function: GTPase activity; GTPase activator activity; GTP binding.